Molecule: messenger RNA, 1703 nt
Organism: Colossoma macropomum (tambaqui)
Lineage: Eukaryota; Metazoa; Chordata; Actinopteri; Characiformes; Serrasalmidae
Product: indolethylamine N-methyltransferase-like
Exons: 3
Coding region: 177-968 (263 amino acids)
Cellular component (GO): cytosol
Molecular function (GO): N-methyltransferase activity
Source: RefSeq, a predicted model, not a curated record
UCUAUGGACUUUGACCUGGUCAUUUUUCUACCAGCUAACCAGCUGUGUUAUGCUAACCCAACAUUUCAGCACAGUUUAAAGUUGCCUGAGAGCCUCUUGCAAAACCGUCCGUGGCUCAUAUCGAAAGUUAGCGCCCCUUCUCUGUUUGGAGAGAGUUUGGGAACAGACUGGGAGUAAUGGAGGUCAGUUUCACUGAGGGGGAGUUUUACCAGGAGCAUUUUGACUCCAGAGCUUACAUCGAUAACUUCUAUUCCAGACCAGAGGGACAUUCAGGCGAGAAGCGUCUUCUUACUUUCGUUUUAGACUGUCUCAGCAAGACUUUCUCAGCAGGCAGAUAUAAAGGCCAGACCCUCAUUGACGUGGGCAGUGGACCAACUAUCCACAGCGUCCUCAGCGCCUGUGAGCAUUUCCAGGAGAUCGUCCUGUCAGAUUUUGCAGACGCUAAUCGACAGGAACUAGAGAAAUGGCUAAGGAAUGAGGAAGCGUGUUUCAACUGGAAGCCCGUUAUCCAGUAUGUCUGCAACAAGGAGAAAAAAAGCCCGUCUGAGGUGGAAGCUAAAGUGAGGCAGAGGGUGAAACAGGUGCUGAAAUGUGAUGUCCGGUUGGAAAAUCCUUUCCACCCUCAAACCUUGAAGCCUGCAGACUGCAUGAUAACAUGCCUGUGUCUUGAGGCGGCCUGCAAAGACAUGCUGGCGUACAAGAAGGCACUAGCCAAUUUAUCCACACUGCUGCGGCCUGCUGGAGUUCUGGUCAUGGUGGGUGUUUUAGAAGAGAGUUUCUACUGUGUUAACCAAACACGCUUCUCCUGUCUCCAGCUCAGCCAGGAGAGUAUUGAAGCUGAGCUCCACAACCUGGGUUUUACCAUCCAGGAGCUCAACAUCUUUCCAUCACCCGAACCGGAGAACAACGUUAUAUCUGAUCACAAGGCUGUUUUUCAUCUUGUAGCUUUGAAAUCUGACAAGAUAUGACAAGCUAUUGAGCUCAGCGUGUUAACUCCACAAUAUUCAAUGGCAAUGGAAGACAGUGUACUGUGUGAAAUUUUAACGUGUGUCCAAAAUUUCAGAAAAGAAUAGACCGAAGGUCUCCAAAAUGCAUGUGCAUGCUAGACAUAACAGUGAUAUUUCUCAGCAGACUAACAGCGCUAAGUCAAGAAGUGAGAAGACUUAUCAAAUAGCAAUCCAUCGAAAAAACACUGGUCACCAGUUCUGCUCUUGGAGAUUUGCUUUCCUGAAGAAUUCACUUUCAGCCCUGAUCCAGAUAACUAGUCCACUUCAUUAGUGGGGACAUCUGUGUUAGAUUUGGGCCGGAGCUGAAUUCUGCAGGAAGGCAGAUCAUCAGGAGCAGGGCCGGUGACCACUGAUCUAAAAUGACAUGGAAGUAAACAAGCAGCAUUAUUCCUGUAUUGCAGGGUAAGUAAACUGUGGCUGUCAGAAAAAAAAAUUAUAGCUCCAAAAUGUUAACUUUACAGAAGAAGAAAAACCUUCCUAACUUAUAAUGGAAGUUAAUGCAACAAGAUUUUUUAAAGUCAUUUCAGACCAUUUCUGUUGAUCAGUCAUUGUGCGAUUCCAACAAAAUUCAACUGUAACUUGGAGAAGGUAACUGGAGUUUUCAAAUCUUGCAAAAAAGUGAAACAUGACAAAAAUGAAGAUACAAGUUUUUUUGUAUAUGGUUCUACAUAGAACCUUUUUGAAAGUGGUUCUGUG